This is a messenger RNA of Protopolystoma xenopodis, 270 nucleotides long. The record is from the annotation of a GenBank genome assembly. NCBI's taxonomy places the organism in Eukaryota, Metazoa, Platyhelminthes, Monogenea, Polystomatidea, Polystomatidae.
CCUCGAGUGGCCACUGGGCAACUGGCGGCUACAAAAUUGACAACAAGUCUCGAGUUGCUCCAUCCAAAAAAUGGGCCCCGAGGCGUAAGCGAUUGCUUCAGACCGGGCAUCCCCAUAAAAUGUCUAAAAAUAGCCAAUCUCAUCCGGUUUAUGCAGAUUUUUGGCGCAAACAACAGACCUGCUUCUUGGCGAGCAGCUACUCUCGCCAAUGGACAAUCAGAGCCCCUUUGGAAGCUUAUCCAGAGAACGGGAUUGCUCGAAUCUGGUUGA